Paramecium primaurelia is the source of this 246-nucleotide messenger RNA. The record is from the annotation of a GenBank genome assembly. NCBI's taxonomy places the organism in Eukaryota, Ciliophora, Oligohymenophorea, Peniculida, Parameciidae.
AUGAACAACAAACUUUAAAAUAAGGGAGGCUAUUAUGUCUUAGAAAAAGCUUAAAAAAAAUAAACUAAGUAAACAAAGUAACCAAAACAAACCUAAACUUAAAAAAAAACAUUUAAACCUUUUGAAGGAAAAGGAAUAAAAAUGGGUAAUGAUUAAAACCACUAUAAUUGGAUUUGCCAAUAAUGUGGAUUUAUUAAUCAAGAAAAGAUCGAUAUUUGCUGCAAGAACUGUCAAUUUUAGAAAUGA